Diabrotica virgifera virgifera (western corn rootworm) is the source of this 3720-nucleotide messenger RNA. RefSeq lists its product as uncharacterized. NCBI's taxonomy places the organism in Eukaryota, Metazoa, Arthropoda, Insecta, Coleoptera, Chrysomelidae. The transcript has a single exon. The coding region runs from base 160 to 3720 and encodes 1186 amino acids. The record is from RefSeq and is a predicted model, not a curated record.
UUGUAACCGCGUUCACCGGUCGAUCACAUCGUUGUUGUUGUGUAUAUGUGGCACAAAUAAUAAACAAACAGUGUCCUAAUCAAAUAAAAUGUGAAAGUGCUAAAAAAGUGGUUAGUGCUACUGGUAGCAGCGAGGAAUGUGCGCAAGAGGGUGAAUGCAAUGAACAGCGGGCCCUUGCCCCCGGUACCGGGUCUAAUUCCUAUAUCGGCGCUUCGCAAAAGACCACCCUCGAAUAAUAACAUUGACGGGAAUUCGGACGGGGGCCUACCAGAGUGUGCCCCUUGUGCCUCCAACAGAGAGGUUAUGGGCGAGCAGCGCCCUCGACGGCGGUCGGGGAACCAGCCCGCCGUCGAACUAAUCGAUAACGCAGGGUCACGUGGCUCGAGCGCCGCCCCACAAGCUCUGCUCUCCCGGAAAGUGAGGCCGGAGCGUCACCGUAAAUCAGACAGACGACGCGAACGACACAAACUUACCAGAACUCGAUCGUGUAGUAAACAUUCGAAAUCUCGGGAAAUAAACAGUGAGCCGCCCCCCGUUCCGAUCAACCCCCGUGUCAAUCCGAUUUUUGUGUGGGUCCGGCAGGAAGACACCCGAAUCGUGGACGUAAAAUGCGAAGAUUACGACAAAAGAAACCGUAUCGUUCUUACCAAGACAGCGCAAGGCUGGCGUGCCAUUCCACGCACGGAAACCCUCGUGCCCACCCUGAAGGAGGCGGUUAAGGAUCAUCACCAUCACCACAAAAACAAACGCUCGAGGAAAAACAAAGUCCGAAGACGAUCCACAGGAGUACAGGUAUGUUCAGACAUAGAACAAGACUACGAAGAACCGGAACAACUGGAACCAGAAUGUGACAAAAAAUUCGACGAUAAACAAAUCGUAAGUUCUCCUCCAUGGAUGUCUAGCGAUAAUGUUAACAUAGAAUCUCUUUUACCGUCCCAUACAAUAAAAGUUAAGAGGUCAACAAGCCCGAACCAUUCUCCUAAACAAGAUUCGAAUGUAAACAGUGACGUAACUGAUUGCACGCAAACUCCGACUAUAAAGUGCAGUGCCGACAAAAUAUGUGACGUCAGCCCUCUAGAUAACUUAUUAGCUGUAGCAGAAUUAGAAUUUAAACAACAAAUCGAGUCUGAAGAAUGGAAUAAGACCACUCAGGACGAACCUACCGAAGACACGAUCGUUACAUUCAACAAUUUUGCACAGUCUGACGAAGAUAAAGAGUUCAUGAAAAACUUGGAAACUUUAAACAGUCUUAUCGACUCUGAAAAAUCUAAAUUGGAUUUGACGCAGAACGUCGAUGAUUCAAUAGAACCUAAAUCAGAGGAAUGCGACUAUAACGAUGACGACGACAACAACUUAGCAAUGGAUGACAUUCUUUCUAGAUUAGAACAAUCCCUAAGAAGCCCUGAAAAUACCGAGGCAAACAAUUGUGAUACAAAUACUAAAACCAAACCUAGGGAGGAUAAAAAAGAACAUACCGACAGUGAUAACGAAACAGACCUUAAAUCAGUACCUGAUUAUGAACAUUACUUCGAAGAAACCGAUCCAAAAAUUGAAGAACAAAAGGUAGACACCGAAGUAGAAAAUAUUAAACAAGAGCCAGAACCAAUAGAGAUAAUAGAUUUAGUAGAAUCCUCCACGAAUGAUGACGAAGAAGAUGAAACUCCAACCGAUUUGUCGAUAAAAGUAAGUGAACAAUGUACGAAUAUACAGGAUGAUGUUAGUAACGCUGAGGAACCCACGGAUUUAAGUGUGCCAAAAGCUUGUUUAAGUCCUAGACCACCGUCGCAAAAUUCUGAAACCAUUCAAUCUCCACAACCUAGUGGUAUUCCUGCUGUGCCACAAUCUCCAGAUAUCGUAUCAACAACUGUCAAUGUAAGUAACAAAACUAAAUCAAUAUUUUUAGAAUCAUUAUUAACUAAUACUACGAAAAAACUUGCUCUUAAUUCUGAAGUCACAAUAACAGCACAAAUGGAACCUUUAGAUCUUGGAAAAUGUCGCAAAUCUGCUAGUCCGACAAUUACAUGCUCCGAAGAAAUUAAUAGCUCAUUAUCUCAACUAGAACCACCAGCAAAAAAAAUUAAAUCAGUUGAUAUUACAUUAAAAAAUUUAUUGGAUGCUGAAUGCCAAAAUACGAACACAGAAAAGAAAAACGCAGAGAAAAAUAUGUCAACUGAAACUCCUAAAUUGUUGGAAUUACUACAAACUGAAUCAGAAGUAGAACCUUUAAUCCAAUUAAAACAAUUACUAUCUGAUCCAACAAUUGACGUACCAGAUCCAAUAUUGGUUCCAAAAGAACGAUUCAGCCAGAUUUUGUUACAUCCAGGCUCUGAAAUCCCUAAAUUGUUAAAAGAAAGACCUGAAUUACGACUACCUCAAGCGCUAGCAUAUCCUCACAUCAUGCAAGAUCCUAAUAUGCUGGUUAUAAAUAUUCAUCAUUUAGAAUCUAUUCUUUGUAACAAAAACUCAUUGCAAAAAGGAAAUAAACCAAGCAGUGAGGUUAAAGCUCAGGACAAGCAGGAAAAACAAAGUGAUAAAGCAUCUACGGAGACAAGUCAAGCUACAUCUGCGGCUACAAAGAAGAAACCGAAUGAAAGUACGUCAAAGUUGUCAGCUGAAGCUCAAACUAAGAUAUUUAAUGAACUGGCAAAUGAUAUAAAUGCUGCCACCCAGGCGGCUUUUAAUCAAAUGUCGUGGUUUCCAUAUAUGAAUCAAUUUGAAGCUAUGACACUACCAAAUAAUCCUGAAUUCAUGAAAAUGUUAAAUUCUCUACAUCUUCCUUUUUAUCUGAACCAAAUGAAUCAAAUGCCGGAAAUGUUUGCUAACGUGCGACCGCCUGCAUCAAUGGGAUUUCCGAUGCCGCCACCACCGAUGAACUAUGCUAAUCCGAUGGAGAUUAAUAUGUGGCAGGAAGCAAUGCUGAGGGCACAACUGUUGAAAAACAGACCAGUCGAUAAUGCAAAUAACGAACAAAACAUGUUUGCUAAUUAUUUCGAAAAAAUGAAUGCAACGAAUACUCAGUCUAGUAGAGCAAGUUCGUCUAACAACUGUAUGAAUCCGAGAGCACAAAACUUCAAUAAACCACAGAGCUAUUCGAACCAGUAUUACAAAAACGAUCAAACGUCUUUCCAUAGUCCUUAUUCGAAUCAUAAUUAUCAAGCAAAAUCGUCACAUCAAAUCAACCAGAAACACGCUACGAACCAAAAACUUCAAAGUUCGAUGCCUGCGAAAAGUUCUACGAAUUUUCCUCAUCAGAUGAACCAUCAAAACUUCGCUAACUUGUAUUCGCAAAUGACUGACAUGGAGAAACAUCAGUACAUGCAGAAUCUGAACAACGUCACUGCACAGCAAGAUCAGUUCCAUCAAAACUUCCAGAACUUUAUGCGAAAAGAUCAUGUAUCACAGAAGCAGAAAAUGCCGAGUAAAUCUCUUUCUAACUCUCAUCAGAAGUCACUUGCUCAUCAAGAGGCUCCUCAUCAUCGAGAAAAGAGUCAUCCUGUUGUGAAUGAUGGGACAAAGCCACAUACGAACCAGCCUAUUGAUCUUUCAGGUUCAAUGACUGGCGCUAAGCUCAAGGUUAAACAGCAUCUGAUUGAUCCAACGAAUACCCCCAAGUUAUUGAAGCAGCAUGAUGACGUUCCUGAAGUAGGAAGUACCACGGCGAGUAUAGAGGAAAUGCAGGAUGCCCACAAGCAUUUAUGGCACCCCUUAUUUGGCAAGUGA